Molecule: messenger RNA, 1876 nt
Organism: Aspergillus welwitschiae
Lineage: Eukaryota; Fungi; Ascomycota; Eurotiomycetes; Eurotiales; Aspergillaceae
Product: Zn(II)2Cys6 transcription factor domain-containing protein
Exons: 2
Coding region: 19-1251 (410 amino acids)
Biological process (GO): regulation of DNA-templated transcription
Molecular function (GO): DNA-binding transcription factor activity, RNA polymerase II-specific; zinc ion binding
Source: RefSeq, a predicted model, not a curated record
CUCGAUCAAUUGGGACCCAUGAACUCAUCAGCAGAGCGGACUAACGCUCCACCGCGGCGAAAGACCUGCGAGGCCUGCAAGAUAGCCAAGCGCCGUUGUGAUCUCGCCUGGCCAGCUUGCUUCCGAUGUGCCCGCCGCAACCAGAUCUGUGUGUAUCCUGGUAGACAACCACAAAGCAUGGACAUACAGGCAACAUCGCUUGCAAUGCAUUCCUUGGAAGGCCCUUUUUUACCGGUCCAUGCCGAGGCCCAGUGUGUGACCGAUAUCCACUUGCACCUCCCAGAGGUAGACUCAUUAUGUGCUCUUGAGCUUCCCACUCCCGAAACGGAAGCAACCAACCUUUUGGCCCAAUGCCCGCCUCUGCAAACCCCUGGGCUAUUGCUGACACAGGAAGGUCCGAGUCCCACUCUGAUUAGAAUGAGGUCUUCGCUGUCUAUCUCGGCUAUUGUCACGGAGCGCUUACAAUUCGGCAUGGAUGUGCUGAAACAAGCACCAAGAAUGAUGGUCCUAGAAAACCAGACGCCCUGGUGCCAUCGCCAAUUGUACAAAGAUGGCAUGCCCAGGUCAAUGCAAGACGCCGUCGCCUGCUGCGCCCUGUACAUGGCUCGAAAUGAGAUCAAUGCUCCUGUCAUCCUCUCUUCCUUCAAAACCCGCAUUGACGACUUGCUCGCUUCCCCGCCUCCAAAAACACCGCUUGAAGCACUCGCCCAUACACAGUCCUUGAUACUGUAUCAGAUAAUGCGCCUGUUCGACGGAGACAUCCACGCCCGGCUGUCCGCCGAACCUCUAAUUCCUAUGCUGGAAACAUCGGCCUUCAGCCUUCUGAACUAUGUUUACUUCCCGGCUGCAGAGCCCGACACUGCCCUGACUGCACCCAUGGAUGCUGUCAUGCAGUCCUGGACUGAGUGGGUAUAUCAGGAAUCUGCGCGUCGCACCGCCCUCUUCACGUUUUAUUUGGUGCAGAUAUACCGUUUAGUCACGGGUGAGAACAAUCUCAGCUGCGACGGCCGUUUGGGCCUCAUCCACUCAUGGUAUUUAUCAGCGUAUCUGUGGAGUGCACAGACUGCAUUUGACUUUGCCGUUGCAUGGAACGAGAACCAGCAUUUUGUGGUCUGCAAUGCAGAUUUUGGCCAUGUGCUUGAACGCGCGCGACCGUCGGAUGUGGAUGUGUUUGGACGGAUGCUCCUCAGUACGCUUUUAGGAAUUGAUCAGGCCAAGGCCUGGUUUUACUCCCGAGGAGCAAUUCUGUAAAUUCAUGAACCGAAGUCAUUACGGCACAUAUUGCAUCGAUAGUUCAUCACCACCUUCGAUCGACCUUCGAUCUCCACAGAGCACACAGACUUUGGCUCCCAUGCGGGCUCGGGCGGAUAUCCCUCCGGCAUCCGUCUCCAGCCUUUCAAGUUUCGGAUUAGCGGUAUGGCACCGUCCUGCUUGCUGCCCUUGAGCCCAGCCCAUGUUCCUUGUCCGCUGCUUAGCACCAAGUUUGGUCAUACCACAUCUUCGCGGCUGGCCGGGAACUACAAUAGUGCAUGCGAGGGACUAGAAGAGCCUGGGUAUUGAAGAGCAGAUCAAGGUCAGACUAGUCAUAGCGAGGUCAAUGCUUCAAAUGCAUUGCAGCUUCUCCGGUGUCCUGGAAUGAUGGGGGCGCUAAUGCAAGGCCAUGUGACUUGGCCAGCCUGACAGUCAACUGCAGUCUCCAAUUAGCCCCAAGGCGCUCUGGUGCUGAUGAGGCAAUUAUGGUGUCCUCUGAAGCUGUCGCUUCAGCUAAACCCAUAAUGAUUUGAUCGGUACCAUCCAUGAAAAUCUCGGUUUCCCCAUCGUAUUGCGGUCCCUGGAAUCGGCAGUGGGGUUCGACCGGUCAUUAAUGAUUCUUAGC